AACAUGGUGUAGCAGAGUAUUUAAACAAUUGAUACUUAUCGUAAAUUGCAAUAAUAGAAAGAUGUACGUAAAGGAACGAUGUUAACGCUUACUCCGCGAACGUUCGCGAUUGUUUCACGUGUGUAUAAAAUAUCGUGACAGUGUCUUAUUCUAAUAUUUUAGGUGCCGCGUUUUUAACUCGCAUGUUUGUGAUCCGAUCGUGCGGACACGCAGUAAUUUAAAUCUGUUUUUAACAAAGCCGUCAAGAAAGUUAACAUAGUUGCGCAAAUCGUCAUGUUGGAAUACGAAAAUCAAAUAUUUCUUGAAAUCCUUCAAGAGGAUGGACUGGUUAUCACUGCCAAAGGCCUUGGCAUUGAAACUGUUUUCGCAAAUGUGAUAAAAGCUUAUUCGGAUCCGGGCAAUCUGGUUAUAGUCCUGGGAACUACCAAUUAUGAUGAGCGUUACUUCAUCGAUCUGCUUAGUAGUUACGGAACAAACACAUUGCCACGUGUGGUCAAUGCUGAAUGUUCUUCUAACGACAGGGAAGCGAUGUAUUUGGAAGGCGGAGUGCUAUUUAUAUCGGGUCGUAUAUUGGUGGUAGAUCUGUUAAAAAAUAGAGUUCCGCUGAAUCUAGUAACUGGUAUUCUCGUGUACAGAGCUCACAAUAUUCUCAAUGCAUAUCAAGAGGCGUUUGCUCUACGUUUGUACAGACAGAGCAACAAGACCGGAUUUAUCAAGGCAUUUACAAACUCCUCGUUGGCCUUCACAGUCGGUUAUUCGCAAGUGGAACGAGUCAUGAAAGCUCUAUUUGUAAAAAAAUUGUAUUUAUGGCCACGCUUUCACACGAUAAUCAACAAUUGUUUAUCCAAGCAUAAGCCCGAUGUUAUAGAACUGCAUGUGAAGAUAACGCCAAAGAUGGAAAAUAUUCAAACAGCCUUGCUCGACAUUAUGAAUUACGUUGUGAAGGAAUUGAAAAGGAUCAAUAAGUAUCUGGAAUUGGACGAAUUAACCGUGGAGAACGCAAUAGCGAAGAAAUUUCACAAACAGUUGCAUUUGCAACUGGAUCCGAUCUGGCAUCAACUAAGCACAACGACUAAACAGCUGUUUUCCGAUUUAAAAACCCUGAGGUCUCUCAUUAUAUCCUUAACUUACGAAGACUCCGUUUCAUUUUACGCGAUGUUGAAUCGUUUGCGAACUAUGGAAUACGCGGUGAAGGCCAGCGGCUGGAUAAUGAUGGACGAAGUCGAGAAUUUGUUCAAAUACGCUAAAAGCAGAGUUUACACAGACAAGAACGAACUCAAGCCAGAACCGAAUCCGAAGUGGCUGGCCUUGUCAGAAGUAUUGCUCGAGAUUCAGGAGCAGAAACGUAAGAAGAGAGACAAUAAAAAUGUCGAUAAAGUUCUUGUCUUAGUGCAUGAUAAUAAUAUAUGUCGUCAGUUAAAGAAUUAUUUAACCAUGGGCGCGAAUAAAUACUUACUUUACGAGGCUCUAAAGAAAUUGUCUCACAAUAAGGAACCAAAACCAAGUGGCAAUAGCGGAACAAAGAGUACGGUCGACCAACAACAAUCGACAUCUGAAAGCAACACGGAUGAGGAAAGUCCAAGUGAUCACGACACUUAUGUACUCACCUUGUCGCAGAAGUGUGGUGAAAGCACCGAUGAGGAGACUCCGACUACUUCUACGGAAGAUAUAAAACAUCAAACUUUGUUCGAAGAAUGUUCUCAAAUGGCAGAUUUGGAUAUGAGCAGUCACGCAACAUCCGCACCCGUAGUCAUCAUACAAGCUAUAAAAAAGGGAGGAGAUCCAAUGGCGUUGCUACGAACGUUGACCGAACAUACGCCGAAUAAUAUUAUUCUGUACGUAGCCGAUAUCGGGACCGUGAGACAGCUGGAAGUGUAUCAGAAUAUCAAUCCGUCCUUAGAUCUGAAAGUAUUCUUUUUAAUUUACGGAGGAUCCGUCGAGGAACAAGAAUAUCUCACUUCCUUGCGACGGGAGAAAGAAGCAUUUCAUUCUUUGAUUAACACGAAGACUACCAUGGUUGUGCCAGAAGAUCAAGAUGGAAAGUCCGAGGAUUGUCCAGCUCUCGGGGUUCAGUCAGAUAACACGGAUCAAGAGAACACGCGCAAAGGUGGAAUGCAAUUGGCACCUAAAGUAAUUUCGAAAGUUAUUGUUGAUAUGAGAGAAUUUAGAAGCGAGUUGCCCGCCAUGUUGUACACGCGCGGCAUAAAGAUCGAACCGGUGACGUUAGUGAUCGGUGAUUAUAUUUUAACGCCGGAAAUAUGCGUUGAGAGAAAAAGCAUAUCCGAUUUGAUCGGUUCUUUGCUUUCUGGAAGAUUAUACAAUCAGGCAGUUGCUAUGACGAGACACUACGCCAAGCCGAUGCUCCUCAUAGAAUUUGAUCAGAACAAACCGUUUUGUUUUCAGGGACAUUACUACGUCAGCAAAGAUCUCAAGAAUACAGAAAUAACAGGAAAGCUGCAGUUGUUGACACUUCAUUUUCCUAAACUGAGACUCGUAUGGUCUCCUAGUCCACAGGCGACAGCACAGUUAUUUGAAGAAUUAAAGCAAGGACGAGAUCAACCCGAUUCAACUAUAGCUGCUAAAAUUGGAGCGGAUGAAGAUUCGGAAGACAAGCAGAUAAUGGUAGAAAAAUAUAAUUCUCACAUUCAGGAUUUUGUGGCCAAAUUGCCAGGUGUACAUUCAAAGAAUUUGCGUAUUUUAUUGAACAAAGGACAAUCAUUGGACCAUCUUAUCAAACUUAAACAAGAAGAACUAAAAGAAAUUCUUGGGAAUACAAAUGAUGCUGAAAUGUUGUACAAAGCUCUGCAUGAAAAAUGUUUGCCAACGGAUGAAAAGUCGUCAGCGAACAGAGCUGUUUCUAAAGUACGUGGUAAGCAACUUUUUUCUAGGAUAAAAAAGUGAUAUACAUUGUGUGUAUAUGUAAAGAUCGUAAUAAAUGUUAGAAGAAAUUUA
Pseudomyrmex gracilis is the source of this 2952-nucleotide messenger RNA. It is a transcript of the gene mei-9, whose product is annotated as DNA repair endonuclease XPF. The transcript has 9 exons. Gene Ontology annotation, molecular function: single-stranded DNA binding; single-stranded DNA endonuclease activity; damaged DNA binding. Bases 274 to 2901 code for a protein of 875 amino acids. Gene Ontology annotation, biological process: double-strand break repair via homologous recombination; resolution of meiotic recombination intermediates; nucleotide-excision repair involved in interstrand cross-link repair. Lineage: Eukaryota; Metazoa; Arthropoda; Insecta; Hymenoptera; Formicidae. Gene Ontology annotation, cellular component: nucleotide-excision repair factor 1 complex. The record is from RefSeq and is a predicted model, not a curated record.